UUGAUGCCCUAGUUGCCCCAAUGUACAAGCUGUAUACUUUAUCUAGACGCAGGGAGACGGCUUCGCUUUAGCUCCCCAGUCCUAAAACCCUAUUUCCGAACGGGUUGACUAAAACCCUAGUAAUUGGUUCAAGUGGUGUUGUUCGGUCAGUUUUUGUGUUUCCCUACAUCUUCUAUACCCUUCUCUGAGAGAUUCAAAGUGUUGUAGUGAUGUCUGACGAAGAAUUGAAGGAGGAGAAGGAGUUAGAUCUCACUUCCCCCGAAGUCGUCACCAAAUACAAGAACGCAGCUGAGAUCGUCAAUAAGGCAUUGCAGCUGGUAUUAUCAGAAUGCAAACCGAAAGCUAAGAUUGUAGAUAUAUGUGAGAAGGGAGAUGCUUUUAUCAGGGAGCAAACUGGGAACAUGUACAAGAAUGUUAAGAGGAAGAUCGAGAGGGGUGUCGCCUUCCCAACAUGUAUUUCCGUAAACAACACCGUUUGCCACUUUUCUCCGCUUGCCAGUGAUGAAACUGUUUUGGAAGAAGGUGAUAUGCUAAAGAUAGACAUGGGUUGCCACAUUGACGGGUUUAUUACUGUUGUUGCGCACACUCACGUCCUAAAGGAAGGGCCAGUGACAGGUAGGGCAGCUGAUGUUAUGGCAGCUGCCAAUACGGCUGCUGAAGUUGCUUUGAGGCUCGUGAGGCCUGGAAGAAAGAACAAGGAUGUUACAGAUGCUAUUCAGAAGGUUGCUGCUGCGUAUGACUGCAAGAUUGUUGAAGGUGUUCUCAGUCACCAACUUAAACAGUUUGUGAUUGAUGGAAACAAAGUCAUACUGAAUGUAUCUAGUCCGGAGACCAGAGUUGAUGAUGCAGAAUUUGAGGAAAAUGAAGUCUAUGCAAUUGAUAUAGUCACCAGCACCGGUGAUGGUAAGCCCAAGCUGUUGGAUGAGAGACAAACAACAAUUUACAAAAGAGCUGUUGACAAGAAUUACCACUUGAAGAUGAAAUCCUCCAGGUUCAUCUUCAGUGAAAUAAAUCAGAAAUUCCCUAUCAUGCCAUUUUCAGCAAGGGCUUUGGAGGAGAAGAGGGCCCGGCUGGGAUUAGUGGAAUGUGUAAAUCAUGAUCUCUUGCAGCCAUACCCUGUUCUUCAUGAGAAACCUGGUGAUUUUGUUGCCCAUAUUAAAUUCACAGUUUUGUUAAUGCCGAAUGGGUCAGACCGCAUCACAUCCCAUGCUCUGCAGGAGCUGCAGCCCACAAAGACAAUAGAUGAUGAUCCUGAAAUCAAGGCCUGGUUAGCUCUGGGCACAAAGACAAAGAAGAAAGGUGGUGGGAAGAAGAAGAAAGGGAAGAAGGGUGACAAGAUUGAGGAGUCAGCUGAAGCCGAACCUAUGGAUGUGUCAUCAAAUGGUGCUCCAUUGCAGGAAUGAGUUUUUUUUUUCCUCCAAUUUUGGUACCCCUUUUUUUAAACCGUGUAUUUGCUUGCUUAUAAGUUAAUUAGGGCUACGACCCUCUCUGUUGGGUGUGUGCGGUGAAAAGAUUCUGAUGCACACAUGCAUGUUGUUCCCUGUUCCUGUACCUGUUACAUUUUUCAUUGGUAACAAUGGGGAAACAAAGAGAUGCAUCUAUAUUUUCCUCACUUCUGUUGGCUCUCUGGAAUAAACCCAUAAAAAUAUUAAGGUAUA
Molecule: messenger RNA, 1658 nt
Organism: Nelumbo nucifera (sacred lotus)
Lineage: Eukaryota; Viridiplantae; Streptophyta; Magnoliopsida; Proteales; Nelumbonaceae
Product: ERBB-3 BINDING PROTEIN 1
Source: RefSeq, a predicted model, not a curated record